Molecule: messenger RNA, 639 nt
Organism: Amblyraja radiata (thorny skate)
Lineage: Eukaryota; Metazoa; Chordata; Chondrichthyes; Rajiformes; Rajidae
Product: nuclear factor 7, ovary-like
Exons: 6
Coding region: 121-639 (172 amino acids)
Source: RefSeq, a predicted model, not a curated record
AGACAUAGAGGAGAAGGGCGAAAGGGAAGAAGUUGCAGACGUGAAGAGUCACCGUCUAUCUGGAACGCGGGGGACGCAAGGAGAAUCGCUGCUUUCAUUUCUUUAGGAUUGGUGGCAACAAUGGGACCUGCCAGACAGGAUCAGGUUAAAUCAUCCAUACAAUCUCUGACAACAAAUAAAUCAGCCAUCCAGGAAAUGGAAGAGCAACAGAAGCAGAAGAUUACCCAAGUCCGGGAGCAGUCACAAAGCCUCAAGUCGCGCGUCACAUCUCAGUUUGCUGAACUGCACCAGAUUCUCGUGAAGAAAGAGCAGCGCAUUCUCGGAGAGAUCAAGGAGGAUGAAGAGAAGAUUCUAAGUCCAAUGGAGAAAAAUCUUCAAGACAUUCAAGAGAAUUUAAACUCUAUUGAGGAAAAACUCUCAAAUCUGAAGGGGCGAAUGAAACAAACAGACAUCGUGUUAUUUCUGAAGGAGGAAGCUGUUCGCAAGAGGAGAAUUAGUGAUGAAGAACACACAUUGUCACUGAGAGAUGGUGCCAUACUGGAUGAAAAAUUCGAUCACCCCUACUGGUUGAACGCAGUGUUGAAAGAUAUCGUUGUUGCCAAUCACCAAGUCCACCAACACAAGCAACAUCCCGAUUAA